Molecule: messenger RNA, 2297 nt
Organism: Filobasidium floriforme
Lineage: Eukaryota; Fungi; Basidiomycota; Tremellomycetes; Filobasidiales; Filobasidiaceae
Product: Abscisic acid G-protein coupled receptor-domain-containing protein
Exons: 9
Coding region: 1-2208 (735 amino acids)
Cellular component (GO): membrane
Source: RefSeq, a predicted model, not a curated record
AUGUCCCGACUGUCCUCCUUGUCCACCUCGUUCCCGAGCCCGACCUCUUCGCCCAUCCUCAUCGACACCGCGUUUCUCUUUCUCCUACAGGGGGGCUAUUACCUCCUCUCCCGUCGGUUCCUUUUGCAUGCAUUGCCAACGCUCCGACAGAUCUCGAAACGUGACUCAGAAGGAGCAGACGGAUCAGGAGAGACGAACGAUACGGGUAUCUUGGGGUUGCCCGGGCUGGCACGGGACGAUAACGACGACGAGGACGGGGUGAUCAACGCUUCGGGCGGUCUGUCGGAUACCGGAUCAACCCACGGUCCACCAGGCUCGAAUUCUCGUCGAAACAACUUGAACCUGUACCCUCCGACUGGUCAGAAUGCUUCCCGAGCUCAUUUGGCAACUACGGACGACCUAGACGAGUCGGACACGGACUCGCUCAUUUCGAAGAAAGUGUUGAAGCUGUUUCACGGGAGGUCUAGAUCGAACCGAGCGCCGGUAGACGGGGAACGUGUACGGACGACGAGGGGCUUAGGGUUCUUGGCUAGAAACCUCUUUUCACUAUGUUUCUCUGAAUGUCUCUUGCUUCUCACGUUGGUCAUGUUUCAUUCGAUCGGGAUCCUCCAUUCUAGAUCGAGACGAGUGCAUUUCUCUUUUUCCCUGCAUGUGCUAUUAUUGCUCAUCCUGUUAGUGGUGCCAAUGGUACAAUGCCUUCAGUUGACCUAUCGCUCACGAGAUCCUGCACCGGCUGGUACUACCGCAACAACCACAACAUCGUCACCUCGACGUCUGACCAUCAGUAAACGGCUUCUGCUCGCCAUGAUCCCCUUUGGAAUUUACGUCUUCGCGUUCACCCGGAUUCCGCCUUAUGUGACCACCGAUCAUUUGGGUCUGUCAGCGGUGAUGCUGGCGAAUCAGAAUGAGACAACGGUCGUCAACGGUACCACCAUCGUGGUAGGGACGGGAAAGACGUCACACAGGAUCGCUCUUCCCGCCCACGUGCAUUUGGGGGAUUACAAAGAUCUGAACGAUGACGCCGACAACACAACAGAUCCAUCACGCGAGGAUGCAGGUGAGGGUGAUGAUGGGGUACAAGAGGACUGGCAACGCGGCGGAUGGCUAGAACCCAGUCUCGGACGGGUGGUCGUCUGCGGGAUCAUCAUCAUGGGCGCCUUGAGCGGGUUUGGAGCGGUGAGGACCGCUUGGGGCUUUUACGAGAACGGGGGUUUGAAGAGCGGCCGGCCGGUCUCCCGAGAAGACAUCAUAGCGGCCGAAAGGUCGUUGUACCGAGUCCGGCACGACAUCAUGUCCAAACGGGAACAUCUCGGCCGGUCUGAUUCGCUAGGUGGCGACGCGAGACCAUCGAUGAUGAGGUCUGCUACUGGCUGGCUGGACAUUUUCGGUUCGGCAAGGUCGAAUGGAGAAGACAGUUCGGUGAGGAGAGAGUUGCAGGGAUUGGAGACAAUGGAGGGUCAGGUCAAGCGGUCGUUAGAAGCCAUGAAGUUGAGAAGGAAACGCCAACGGUUCGCUCAGACAUGGAGGGGAAAAGUGUACAACCUGAUCGGUCUCGUGUUCGCCUUCUACUGUCUCGCACGGGUAUUGAUGUGCCUCACGUCGGUGCUAUUCCCGCCGUUGGCUACGAGUCACAUCUCUCAGCCAGGAAAAGACGACGAUACCCUCCCUCAAGACGGCAAGGGCAACACGAACGGAGACUGGAUAUCGUACUCGAUCGCACUUGCGCUCAGCCAAUUGCCUACGGGCGUUGUCGACGUCAAGAUGUGGAGUCGAGCCAUCUCGCUGUUACUCACGGGCCUAUUGAUCCUGGCGUCUUUGGCUCAGGUAUUACGGAGCGUAGCGAGAAUUCUGAGGUUGACGAGCAAAAGCAUCGGAGCUGGAUUCUUGUUGCUCGGUCUGAGCCAGCUCAUGUCCACGUAUGUCAUCUCAUUGCUGAUCCAAAUGAGAUCCUACAUCCCUCCCGCUACGCCAGACGCCUAUCUCGAACUCAAUUCCACCUCUACAGCCUCGAUUGACAACUCGUUCUCUACUGCCCUGGACCCGACGCCGAAGGACCCCUCUUUGUUGGCCACCCUACCAGACUUUCGAGUUUUCGGUCGCUUGUUCGACGUGAUGUUUGUCCUCGCUGCCGUCAGCACGAUGGUAUGGCGGUACGUCGGUAACAAGCUCAACGGACCAGACGAGUUUGGAACAAUCUAUCAUCAUUAGGUUGGGAGAUGCGGCAUUGUGAUGUGAAAGGGUCAUCCAAGUUGUACAGCAAUAUAUCUAUAGAUGAGAAGGUAUUAGAUAGCACAGGA